CACGACAUCACUGACUUAAAACUGUUGCAAAUAGUGCACAGACAUGGAGACAGAAACACUUUAAACUACUACAAGAAUGAUCCGUUCAAUGAUAUGGACAAGUAUUGGCCGGAAGGGACGGGUGAGUUGUUUGCGUACGGAAAGUAUAGGAUGUAUAAGUUGGGACAGUUUAUACGUCAAGAAUAUGGCAAAUAUUUGGGAUCAGAAUACAGUCCUCGAGAGGUUUAUACUAGAAGUUCGGCCGAAUCGCGGUGUCUCGAGUCGGCCAGUAUGGUAAUGGCCGGAGCAUAUCCACCAAUGAAUAAGACAUGGCAAUGGAAUCAAGGAAGAGACGCUCAAUUAGGUCAAGAAUGGCAACCGAUGUCAAUAUAUACUUAUCCAUUAGAAAUGAUGGACGAGGACAGGCUAUUACGUAUAGAAGCAAAGUGUCCAACAGCUCAACAGUUUAGCAAAAAUUAUUUCAAAACAACGGAUAAGAAAUUAAUUGAAAAAAACAAACAGUUUGUUCAAAAUGUUAGCAAAAUUAUUGGUGAAUCACAGGAAAAAGUAUUGGGCUUUUAUGAUGUCUUGUAUAUUGAAUUGGAAAGAGGAUACAAGUGGUCGGAUAAAGGAUUGAUGUCCGAGGAAUGGGAACAAACAGUAUUGAAAAAAGUCAAAGAGUUUUACGAUAUUAGAUGGUCAGGUUGUUUCAAUGCACCGGUAGUUUGGAGAACACGUGGCGGACCACUUGUUAAAGAAUUGCUAAAAAAUUUUGACAACAAAAUUCAAACAAAUGACAAAAAAUUUAAAAAGCUAUUUCACUAUUCAUCUCAUGAUGAUAAACUUGUUAUACUAUUGCAAGCACUGGGUGUUUUCAAUAAUCUAACGGUACCUUUUGGAGCAACCGUUUUAUUUGAGUUGCACCAGAAGCCUGAAAACGGUCAUUAUUUUGUACGCCUUUACUAUCACAACGAAACACUAACCGGUACACCACAUGCCCUACGAAUACCACAAUGCGAUUACCAAACGGACUGUCCGAUUGAUAAAUAUAGAGAAUUGUCCCAUAAAUUGAUUCCCGACGACUGGGAACAAGAAUGUGGACUUACCGGAGCCAUAUUCAGUGAAUUAGAUAUUAGUUUAUCUAUCUCAUCAUUAUUGUAA
Oppia nitens is the source of this 1140-nucleotide messenger RNA. Its product is annotated as prostatic acid phosphatase-like. The record is from RefSeq and is a predicted model, not a curated record. The coding region runs from base 94 to 1140 and encodes 348 amino acids. Gene Ontology annotation, molecular function: phosphatase activity. Lineage: Eukaryota; Metazoa; Arthropoda; Arachnida; Sarcoptiformes; Oppiidae. The transcript is spliced from 2 exons. Gene Ontology annotation, biological process: dephosphorylation.